AUGUCUGAGUCCGACGUCGUCAAAGCUUCAUACUGGUUCCCGGCUACUGACUUUCCGGCCACGGACAUCGACUCAUCCCUUUUCACUCACCUCUUCUGUACAUUUGCCGAUCUCGAAGCUGAGUCAUACGAAAUCACUAUCGCCACAUGGAACCAAGCACCAUUCCACGCUUUUACAGAGACUGUCCAACAGAGAAAUCCUCACGUUAAAACACUCUUGUCAAUAGGUGGCGGUAAUGCUGACAAAGACGCGUUCGCAUCCAUGGCAAGUAACCCCGACUCCAGGGCAUCGUUCAUUCAAUCGACAAUCACCGUUGCUAGGUCGUACGGCUUCCAUGGCCUCGACCUAGACUGGGAGUACCCGAGAAACGAGGAAGAGAUGUACGAUUUCGGGAAGCUACUGGAAGAAUGGCGAUCGGCCGUUGAGGCCGAGUCCAAUAGCAGCGGUACAACGGCUUUGAUCUUGACAGCUGCGGUUUACUACUCCUCGAAUUACCAAGGGGUACCGUACCCUGUUCUGGCCAUUUCCAACAGCUUGGAUUGGAUUAAUCUUAUGGCCUAUGAUUUUUACGGACCGGGUUGGUCUACAGUGACUGGUCCACCCGCCUCUCUGUAUCUUCCAACCGACGGUCGAAGUGGAGACUCAGGUGUGAGGGACUGGACUGAAGCCGGACUUCCUGCGAAAAAAGCCGUGUUAGGAUUCCCAUACUAUGGCUGGGCCUGGACUCUGGCAGACCCCGACGUUAACGGCUAUGACGCAAACACCACUGGACCAGCAAUAUCAGAUGACGGUGAGAUCAGUUACCGUCAGUUACAGACGUGGAUAGUAGAUAAUGGAGCGACGAAGGUGCAUGAUGACAUGAUGGUCGGAGACUAUUGCUACGCCGGGACAACUUGGAUCGGGUACGACAGUGAGAAGAGCAUCGUCACCAAAGUGAUAUACGCUAAGCAGAAGGGUCUGCUUGGUUACUUCUCGUGGCACGUUGGAGGUGACGACAACUCGGAACUCUCUAGUGCAGGUUCGACUCCUUACCAUAUACUUAUUUUAUGUAUGAGUUGGAAAUAUAGUAAGAUUUAUCAUCCGAUCCAUGUAAUAAAUAGCACGAAUUGGACGAUAAUUUAUAACAGUAGGAAAUUUGAUAUAUUGAAUUUUGUUUUUAUAGCGUCACAAGCAUGGGAUAUUACAGAGAUGGAAUGA
Messenger RNA from Arabidopsis thaliana (thale cress), 1197 nucleotides. RefSeq names its product Glycosyl hydrolase family protein with chitinase insertion domain-containing protein. Gene Ontology annotation, molecular function: hydrolase activity; chitin binding. The coding region runs from base 1 to 1197 and encodes 398 amino acids. Gene Ontology annotation, biological process: carbohydrate metabolic process. The transcript has 2 exons. The record is from RefSeq and is marked reviewed. NCBI's taxonomy places the organism in Eukaryota, Viridiplantae, Streptophyta, Magnoliopsida, Brassicales, Brassicaceae.